Molecule: messenger RNA, 1750 nt
Organism: Callorhinchus milii (elephant shark)
Lineage: Eukaryota; Metazoa; Chordata; Chondrichthyes; Chimaeriformes; Callorhinchidae
Product: Y+L amino acid transporter 2-like
Exons: 10
Coding region: 1-1011 (336 amino acids)
Biological process (GO): amino acid transmembrane transport
Cellular component (GO): membrane
Molecular function (GO): basic amino acid transmembrane transporter activity; L-amino acid transmembrane transporter activity
Source: RefSeq, a predicted model, not a curated record
AUGGAGACAAGUCUGCUGACGUUGGUGAAUUGUGCCAAAGUGAAAUGGGGAGCCAUUCUUCAGGUGGUCUCAACAUUUGCCAAAGUGAUCGCAUUAAUUAUCAUCAUCAUUGCUGGGGUGGUGAGGCUCAGCCAAGGACUGACAAACAACUUCGAAAAUUCUUUUGAAGGGUCCAAUCUGAAAGUUGGAGAUAUGGCCCUGGGUUUGUAUUCAGCACUGUACUCCUACUCAGGUUGGGACACCCUUAACUUUGUGACUGAGGAAAUUCAAAAACCUGAAAGGAACCUUCCCUUGGCCAUUGGGAUUUCUAUGCCCAUUGUGACCAUCAUCUACAUCCUGACAAACGUGGCUUAUUACAGUGUCCUAGAUCUUCCCACCAUCCUGCACAGCGAUGCUGUAGCUGUGACUUUUGCAGAACAAGUCCUAGGUUAUGUGAAGUGGUUUAUACCAUUAUCAGUGGCAAUCUCAUGCUAUGGUGGGCUCAAUUCAUCGAUCAUUGCCAGCUCCAGGCUUUUCUUUGUUGCUUCACGUGAAGGUCACCUUCCAAGUGUCCUGUGCAUGAUCCAUAUUUUUAGGUACACCCCUAUCCCAGCUCUGUGUUUUAACGGAGGGAUGUCUUUAAUCUAUCUGUGUGUAGAAGAUAUUUUCAAACUGAUCAACUACUUCAGUUUUAACUACUGGCUCUUCAUUGGCCUGUCUGUUGCGAGUCUCAUCCAUAUGAGGUGGAAGUUCCCAGAUAUACCAAGACCUGUAAAGCUCAGCUUGUUCUUCCCCAUUGUGUACUGCAUGUGCAGCAUUUUUCUCGUGGUGAUGCCUCUUUACAGCGACACCUAUAACUCACUGGUUGGGAUUGCGGUCGCUCUCUCAGGGGCCCCAGUUUAUUUCUUCUGUGUGUACCUCCCACCUCAGAAACGACCAAAGUGUCUUAAGAAAUAUUUAGAUAUCUUUUCUGAAUACGUCCAAAAGAUAUCCUUGUGCUGUCUAACAGAAGAAAGUGAGAAGGAAUGGUAACCAAAAAUCUACACAAAGACUGGUCCAAAAAAGGAUGCAACACAUGGUUCAUGUAGAAACCCAUCUCGGUUUUAGUUAUUCAAAAGGACCCGUCAUGGGACAUUUAUCUGGAAAAUUGCAUCAGUUUUGGGGAAGGGAAGAAGACUUGCAACCAUCCGUCCCUGCUGUUAUUAGAAAUAAAUUCACACAGACAGAAUUCACUGUUAGAAAUCUGCAAUAUCAGUGCAGUAAUAUUAGAUAAUGGGUGCCUGCUAGUCGAUAUCCAUACUUGCUACUGUACCAUUUCUUACCUGUUUCCUCUCUUUUCUGUUAGCCUCUCUUUUUCAGUACAAAUCCUGUUCAGGGUUACACAUACCCCCUUUGGCAAUGCACGACUAUAUGUGAAAUUCUGUUAUGUCAGACACUAAGGACCCAGAUGUAUCGCUGACUGGAGGUUUUCCCCCUUUAUUGGAAUACUGUAAAUGGUACUUCAAAAUAUUGCCACUAGAUGAUGCUGUGUCAGAACAGUUUUGAAAUGUGUACCUCUGCAGGAUUUUUCAAUGCUGGAUAGAAAACUGUCCUCACAAUUACUUAAUGCAAUGUUUAUUCUAUAAUGUUACACUAUUACAUGCUGUAGUUUUGCCUCAAAUAAAGGUUUAAACACACACAAUUGUUUAGCACUCACUGUUUGGCUGAGUAAAGUGAUGAGAAAGUUAACAAUACUAAUCCUUGCAUAUGUUAUAGUACUUUAUCACAUUGU